Messenger RNA from Anolis sagrei ordinatus, 1907 nucleotides. RefSeq names its product sialidase-3-like. Gene Ontology annotation, cellular component: cytoplasm; intracellular membrane-bounded organelle; membrane. Gene Ontology annotation, molecular function: exo-alpha-sialidase activity. NCBI's taxonomy places the organism in Eukaryota, Metazoa, Chordata, Lepidosauria, Squamata, Anolidae. The record is from RefSeq and is a predicted model, not a curated record. Gene Ontology annotation, biological process: ganglioside catabolic process; oligosaccharide catabolic process.
CUGCAAACUGCUGCAGAUUGCUACAGUUGCACCCAAUUGCAAUUGCCUCCAGUCCUUGCAAGCAUCCUUUUUGUCUUUGAGUGCUUAGAACUUCAACUCCCAGAAGCCCCACCCAGCUUGGUGGACUGCAAAGGAUUCUGGGAAAUGAAGUCCAAAACACCUGGAGGGCUAAAGCUGGGGAAACACAGUGGCGUUUAGAGCAUCUCAGGAGCAUGCAGGAAAGGGGAAAACGUUGCAGCCCACAUGCAUCAGACCCAGGGCUUGCAAAAGUUACAAUUUUGGGGUGCAAUGGCUGCUGAAAAGGAGGGGAGGAGUGCUGCCCAGUGGGAGGGAGGGAUGGAGGAGAAAGGGGCGGCCCUGCAGAACAAGAGGAGGAGGGAGGAAGGAAGGAAGGAAAGAGAGAAACAGGUUUCUCCUCCUCUUUCCUCCUUCUUCGCCCGGGCUCCAUUUUUUCGCAGUGUGUUCCCAUCUUGCAGCUGCAGCAGAAUCAGAUGAUGUUUGCAUGAGCCAAACAUCAGCUGCAAGAAUAUUUCUGUGUGACCAGCAAACAUGGCGGAAGCUCUGGCUGACUCCAAGAAAGUGACUCUUUUUAGCCAGAAGACACGAGGAGGACUCACCUACCGCAUCCCAGCAUUGCUGUACUUGCCCUAUGAGUCCACCUUCCUGGCCUUUGCAGAAGAACGCUCCUCGCCCAGAGACGAAGAUGCCAAGUUCCUGGUGAUGAGGCGAGGGAAGAAAGAAGGGACGUCUGUACAGUGGGGCCCUCAGGAGUCUUUGAUGGCGGCCACUCUUCCCAAAUGCCGCACCAUGAACCCUUGCCCGCUGUACGAAGAGAAGAGCGGCACCAUUUUCCUCUUUUUCAUCUGCGUCCGCGAUCACGUCACGGCGCAAUGCCAGAUCCUGACGGGGAGAAACGCCGCCAGGUUGUGCUACAUCUCCAGCCGAGACUGCGGGCGUACUUGGAGCCUGGUGGUCGAUUUGACAGAAAAGGCCAACCCAAAAAAUUGGGCCACCUUUGCCGUGGGUCCGGGCCACGGGGUCCAGCUGAGCUCCGGCCGCUUGGUAAUCCCGGCGUACGCCUAUUACAUCCACAAGCCUUGCUUCUGCUUCUUCUCCUUCUGCUACACGCAUCCGCAUUGCUUCACUUUAUACAGCGACGACGGCGGGAGGAAUUGGACCCGGGGACGGCUCCUGGAGAGUGUGCGCACCACCGAGUGCCAAGUGGCCGAGCUGACGUGCCGGGACGACCGCCGCGUCUUGUACAUCAAUGCCCGGAAUUCGUGCCGGGAGCAGUGCCGGGCCGAAGCCUUCAGCCACGACUGGGGUUGCCAAUUCGAGGGAUCCUUCCUGUGCAGGGAGUUGUGUGAGCCUCCAAAGGGGUGCCAAGGGAGCGUGGUGAAUUUCGGAUCCUCGGAUCUGGGUGAAUCACAAGCAUCGAGUGGCUAUACGUCAUCCAGAUCGUGGCUCAUUUUCUCGCACCCCACAAGCCGGUGCCAGCGUGUGGACCUGGGCAUCUACUUGAACAUGUCUCCCUUGGAGAAGGGCUCCUGGAAAGGCCCUUGGGUGCUGAACGAAGGGCCCAGCGGCUAUUCGGACCUGGCCGUGUGCAAGGAAGGGAAGUCCCUGCUAUUCGGUUGCUUGUUUGAGUGCGGGACAUCCUCCGCCUAUGAAGAGAUCGCCUUCCAACUCUUCUCCGAUGUCGAACUUCUGAGGAAUGUGAGAGAAAGCUGACCCCUCAAAACUACAACAGCUUUCCUUUCCUCCAGGAUAGAUUCCUCUCAAGGAGAAGGGGGGGAAACUGACCAUCUCAUAUCCUCCAACUGUCCUGAUAUGGCAGCAACAGACUCCAUUAAUCCUCUAUAUUUGUCGUGUCAGGGCAACCAGUCAAUUAUAUUACAAUUCUAACA